Molecule: messenger RNA, 2121 nt
Organism: Alnus glutinosa
Lineage: Eukaryota; Viridiplantae; Streptophyta; Magnoliopsida; Fagales; Betulaceae
Product: pentatricopeptide repeat-containing protein At2g17525, mitochondrial-like
Exons: 1
Coding region: 75-2099 (674 amino acids)
Molecular function (GO): protein binding
Source: RefSeq, a predicted model, not a curated record
GUCAGACUGUCGCUUUGUCGUUCGCGGAUAGAUUCUCUUAUGGGUCACUCGUGGAUCAACGUGCUAAAGUACCAAUGAUCAAGCCGACGGGCCUGAGGACUCUCAUAACAUGGACCAUCCAUGACAACAUAUCUGGAGAUGCUCUUCAUCUUUCUCGACCUUUUGGAACACAGGUUGUAAAACAAAAGCAUUCCUCAAUGCCCAAAAUCUCCAACUCUUCAACUCUUGCAGUCUUCUCCCCAGAAGCAUAUCAAAGGUUUCUUCUUCUCCGCCGAAAAUCAAAACCCAUUUCAUCCUCCUCCUCCUCCUCCACAUCAUCAUAUCCUGUCCCAACCCAGGAGCAGAUUGCCCAUUUGAUACUAAACCAGAAAUCGGCCUCCCAAGCCCUCGAAACCUUCAGAUGGGCUUCCAAACUCCCCCACUUCAGCCACUCGCAGUCCACCUACCGUGCUUUAAUCCGCAAUCUAUGUGCUUUCCGUCGCUUUGAUACUGUAAAGGAUCUGCUCGACGAAAUGCCCAACUCAAUCGGGUCACCCCCAGAUGACGACAUUUUCGUAACGAUCAUCCGUGGUCUCGGGCGGGCACGUAUGGUUAAGCAAGUGAUCAAAGUGGUUGACUUGGUUUCUCAGUUUGAAAAGAAACCGUGUUUGAAGAUUUUCAAUUCAAUACUAAAUGUUCUUGUCAUGGACGAUAUUGAUUUGGCUAGAUGGUUUUAUAGGAAGAGAAUGAUGGGAAGUGGUGUUGAAGGCGAUGAUUACACUUUUGGGAUCUUAAUGAAAGGGCUUUGCUUGACUGAUAGGAUUGGUGAUGGCUUUAAGCUAUUGCAAGCGAUGAAGUCAAGGGGAAUUACACCAAAUACCGUAAUUUAUAACACAUUACUUCAUGCACUUUGCAGGAAUGGGAAAACUGGGAGAGCAAGGAGCUUGAUGAAUGAAAUGAAGGAGCCCAAUGAUGUGACUUUUAAUGUCUUAAUAUCUGCUUACUCUAAAGAAGAGAAUUUGGUUCAAGCUCUGGUUCUGUUGGAGAAGUGCUUCAGUUUGGGGUAUGUGCCCGAUGUUGUUUCAGUAACUAAGGUUCUGGAACUUCUCUGCAAUGUUGGUCGUGUAACUGAGGCUGUUGAGAUUUUGGAGAGAUUGGAGAGUAAGGGAGGUGUGAUUGACAUUGUGGCUUAUAAUACUUUGAUAAAGGGUUUUUGUAGAUUAGGGAAAAUGAAAGUGGGGUAUUCCUUUCUGAUGGAGAUGGAGAGGAAGGGCUGCCUUCCAAAUGUAGACACCUACAACAUUUUGAUCUCUGGAUUUUGUGAGUAUAGGAUGUUGGAUUUGGCUCUUGAUCUGUUUAAAGAGAUGAAAACAGAUGGGAUUAACUGGAGUUUUGUUACAUACGAUACACUAAUUAAAGCUUUGUGUUCAGGAGGCAGGAUGGAAGAUGGGUUUAAGAUUUUGGAAUUAAUGGAGGAGAAUAAGGUGGGAUCUGGGAUUCGUAUUAGUCCUUAUAACAGUGUGCUAUAUGGUCUGUAUAAGAAAAAUCAGUUGGAUGAAGCACUCGCAUUUCUGACCAUGAUGGGGAAGUUAUUUCCUAGAGCUGUUGAUAGGAGCUUGAGCAUUUUAAAUUUCUGUGCGGAGGGAGCUAUUGAGGAUGCAAAGAAGGUUUUUGAUCAGAUGCUUGGAGAAGGGGGAGCUCCAAGUGUUGUUGUUUAUGAUCAUUUAAUCUAUGGAUUUUGCCAACGAGGAUGUGUGCGUGAAGCGUUUGAACUGGUGAAUGAGAUGGUUCAUCUUGGUUAUUUUCCAGUUGCACCAACAUUCAAUGCCCUGAUCAGUGGGUUUUGCAGGCAGGGAAAAGUUAGCAGUGCUUUGAGGCUCAUGGAUGACAUGGUUGGGAGGGGUUGCAUUCUCGAUAUAACAAGUUAUAAUCCAUUGAUCGACACUCUUUGUAGAAAGGGAAAUUUUGACAAGGCUUUGGAGCUAGUUUCACAUAUGGUACAAAUGGGGAUCGUCCCUGAUUAUUCAUCGUGGAACUCUUUGCUUCUUUGUCUGUGCCAAGAAACCAGCAAUAACAUGUUCCAAGUAACUCACUUGUUGCAGCAGAUUGCUGAGACGUGAAUUAAUUUAUGGGUUUUGCUUA